AUGGCAGUCCCCCCAGCACCUCACGCCGCGCUGCAUACACCUCACGACGAUGCACUGCCUGCAGCGACUAACCAUAGACCUGUCACUUCGUGCACUCACUGUCGUCAACAGAAGAUUCGUUGUAAUGCGCUCCAGAAACAACCCCAGCCUUGUACCCGUUGCGCCAAGCUUAAUCUUAAAUGUAAUAUCGAUCCCAACUUCAAACCUAAAAAGGGUUCACAGUUGAAGUCGUUGAAGGAUGAGAUUGAUCAUUUGAAAAGAGCUUUGAAGGCAAAGACCGAUCUUUUGGAUAGUGCUGGCGUUAUCACACAACUUCUACAUUAUAAUCCAGAUUCAGAUUCUAAAUCUAAUAGUACAACUACAGCUACAAAUGCGGAGGCUGCAUGUGCGUCUGCCAUCUUUAAGAUAAACGAUUUCCAAAUAGGUUUUACAGCAGCUUCAGAACUUCUUUCCAUCUUUAAUUCUCGGUUUUUACCUUUCCUCCCCAUAUUAGAACCAGUCCACAACCCAGUACAAUUAUACCUACAAUCUAAACUACUUUUCUGGUCCAUAAUACUAGUAGCAUCUCUUCAUUCAGGUAACGCUACAAAUUAUUUAAAACUUUCUGGUCUUGUAAGACUUCUCAUCAACAAGAUCUGUUGGCUACGUACACCUCGUUCUACUCAUAUCUCCCAGGCGUUACUUAUCCUAGCAAACUGGCCCUUGCCAAACCAAAAGAUUCUUGAUGAUUCUUCAUAUCGUUAUGUAAGUUUAUCAAGAACAUUAUCUUUACAAUUGGGUCUUCAUAGAGGUGGUCAAUUUAUAUCGGAAUUUUCUCGUUCUCAAGUAAAAUUGAAAAACCCUGAAUAUUGGAGAUCAAUCACCUGGAAAUCAAUUUUUUUCCAAGAUUUACUUUGGUCAAGUAUCUUGGGCCUUCCUCCUUCUGUAGAUUUAGAUUAUUUGAUCUUACAAGAUACAAAAUCUUGUGAUGAUCAAGAUGAUAUAAAUGGGAAAAGAUUCAAUUGUUUGCUAGAGUUGGCCAAAUUCCAGUUGAAAUUAUUUAAGAGAUUAGGUCAAAAUAAAGAUGUUCCAGAUGGCCUGUUACUUUAUCAAAAGAGAGAUCUCAUCUUAAAAGGAGCCUUAGAUGAAUUCGAUACUCUUUGCGAAUCUUUCCAAGAUCAAUCUCACUUAAUCGUGAAAAUUUAUUCCUCUUAUACAAAAUUAAUCAUUUGUGGGUUUGCAUUUCUACCUGAAACUUCUUUAAACUUACAAUCAAAAUUCAUUCUUAUAGCAUAUCAUUCUUCCACAGAGAUAGUAACGAAUUUAACAAACUUGAUCAAAUCAUACCCUCUUAUUGAAUUGCCAAUCUAUAUCAGGCAAUCUGCUUCAUAUGCUUCCAUGAUUCUUUUCAAAUUACAAUUCUCCCCAUAUUUAUCAACCAAAUAUUUCAAUUCUAUUAGACAAUCAAUAGUGACUAUCCAUAGAUUAUAUCGUAAUCAAUUAAAUGAUUGGAAAAAAUUAAUUGAAAAUGAUAUUUCUCGUACUGCAAGUUUAUUAGAAAAAUUGAAUUUUGUCUUAAUAACUUUUCCAGAAAUUUUCUUGGAAAAUAAUAAAUUCAUAAUAUCAAAGAUGAGAUCACAUCUUACUGGGUCUCUCUUCUAUGAUUUAGUUUGGUGUAUUCAUGAGGCAAGAAGAAGACAGAAUUUGAAGAAAUCAGAAAAAAAUUCAACAAAUUCAAAUCAAAAUUCAGAUACUGAAAAUUUAUUAAAUUCUAAAAAAUUAUUUCCAUUACCUCUGUAUAAUCAAAUUACAAAGGAGAAUUUCGAAAAUGUGACAACAACUUCUCCCAAUGGUACCACUAUAACAAAAUUGAUCCCUACAAAAUUGGCUCUAGAUAAGAUUGAAAGAGAAUUGAAUUAUGAUACAACUACCCCAGUACAUAGUACUAUUUCAAAACCAUUAGAAUCUUUCCCACCAGUUAUCUUGGAAAAAAAUAUAGAUCCAGAUUAUAAACAAAUUAAAAUGAUUAAUGGUAUACCACUGUCAAUGUUGGAUGAAACAGGCAGUAUUGAUAAAAAUUUAUAUUUACUUUCUGCAAAUACUUCAAAUUCAAUCAACAACAACGAUAUAUCUUUACAAACAGCAAUCAAUUUAAAUGAUCAUAAUAAUUUGAAUCCAUUUUCUCAAUCAAAUUCAUUAACAAAUAUAAAAUCACCAACUGUGGCAACAGAACCAUUAUAUAAUAAUGUAUCACCAAUUUUACAUUCCACAGAUUUGGACAAUUUACAUCCCUUUAAUGCAUCUACACUGUUGAACAAUCAAGUCUCUUAUACUUCUCAUAAUCAAAAUAUUCAUGGUAUUCAUAAUCAUCAUAUGAAAAAUGAUUCUCCAUUAACCAUUAGUUCAUACCCUCCGAGAUAUAAAAAUAAAAAUAAAUCUCUAUUUGCAAAUAAUCAUGGGAACUCCAAUUCAAAUUCACAUCAUAACAAUAAUAACAGUAACAACAAGAAUAACAAUGGUUAUGGUGGCAUCCAUAAUUAUCAAUCAAUAAAUCAAAACCAAUUUCAAAAUAAUAAUAGAGUGAACAAGGGGAAUAAUUUACAUAAUCUUCAUAACAAUCUAAACAAUUUAAAUUUCUUCAAUCCAAAAUCUUAUGAUCCAACUACUCCAAAUUCUCUUUUAAAUAAUAUAAAAUUACAAUCGUCUUCUCAUAUUAAUUUAACCCAUACAAACUCAAAUCCUCAAUUUAACAACAACAACAAGAAUAAUAAUAAUUCAAUGAUAACUACCACUGAUGCAAUCACAAAUGCAAAUUCAAACAACAACACAAAUUUAAAUACAAAUACUAACGCAAACCCCAAUACAAUAAGUGCAAGCGAAAGUUCAAAUUCAAAUUCAAAUUCAAAUUAUUAUGACUCUCUUUCAAUACCUGAAUAUUCAAGUAAUACCCAUCCAAGUAAUAUUAUGAGUAAUCCUACAAUCAUCAUAAAUAAUCCUCCUUCCUUAGAAUCAAAUCUAUUAAAUUCAUCCAAUCCGUUGUUAAACAAUUCUACCAAUCCAAAUCCUCAAUCUGAUUCAAAUCCUCCAACUGAUCCAAAUCCAAAUAAUGAUUCUAACAUCAUCACUUCAAACAUGAAUAACCCUUCAGAAUUGGAUAUUUUCUUCCAACAACAAAGUGCAGGUUGGAUUGAAGCUGGGUUUAAUAGUGAUGAUUUCUUGGGCUAUUUUGACGUAGAUAUGAAUCCAGAAUUUUAA
Molecule: messenger RNA, 3234 nt
Organism: Henningerozyma blattae CBS 6284
Lineage: Eukaryota; Fungi; Ascomycota; Saccharomycetes; Saccharomycetales; Saccharomycetaceae
Gene: SEF1
Product: Sef1p
Exons: 1
Coding region: 1-3234 (1077 amino acids)
Biological process (GO): regulation of DNA-templated transcription; DNA-templated transcription
Cellular component (GO): nucleus
Molecular function (GO): zinc ion binding; transcription cis-regulatory region binding; DNA-binding transcription factor activity, RNA polymerase II-specific
Source: RefSeq, a predicted model, not a curated record